AUGGGAUGGAUCUUCCACAAUAGCACCUCAGAGACACUAAACCAGGGCUUCAAAGCUUUUGAGAACAUAGCUUCACCGCUAAUUGCAGAGGGAUUGGCAAUCCGUCAGGCUCUAGACCUCGGCUUCAAAAACUUGCAUGUGGCAUCAGAUUCCCAGCAACUCAUCACCGCCAUCAAUUCGAAAUCAAGUCUAUCGGAGAUUUUCGGAAUCUUGCAAGACAUCUCCUUUCUAUCUUCAUGCUUUAGCUCUACACGCUCAAUUUUGAAAAACUCCGCGUCUCCAUCUCUUCCCUCGGCUCCAAAGGCUUCUUUGAGCUCUUCUCUCCCUUCACCAGAGUCUCAGUUAGGUGUCUCUGUUCCUGAACAGAGUUUCAGUGCAAAUGAAGAUCUUGUUCACGGUCCCAUCCAAUCUUCUUCACUUAAAGGGGCAUGGGCUAAGAAGUUGAACCUUUCAAAAGCCACGCCUUCUUAUCAAGCUUCUCGCUUCACCAAAAUCAACUCUGAAAAAUGGCCUUCUUUGUCUGACUCAAAGGCUAUUCGCAAUCAGCAGCCUCGGGAAGUAACUUCUCAAAAAUCAAUGGCGAUGGAAGAUGAUAUCCGGUUUCCAUUGGCUGCGAAAAUGAAUCCAGCAUCAAGGAAUCUUUACAGGGCAACUGAGCCGGAAUAUCUAGAAGACGGAACUCCAAAGGUAACCAUUCCUCGACAUGUCUUGUUGCAAGGAUUAGAGAACCAAAAAGAAUAUGUCUUAGGCCAGUUUUAUAGAUGCGCUCCUCCUCCUGGUGGUCUGAUAUAUGCUGUUUUCAAUCAGUUGUGGGGCAGGAACUGUAAAAUUACUAUUAGGAAGCUUGGUGAAUCUAAUUACCUAUUUUAUAUUCCUGAUGAAUCGACUAGGAAUUGGGUUCUCCAAAGAGGGUUAUGGCAUGUUGAUGACUGCUUGAUGUUUGUUGCUGCUUGGACUCCGGAAGCAUCAUUAGCUAUCCCUGAGAUUAAAACUAUUCCAGUGUGGGUAACUCUAAAGAAAAUACCCAGUAGAGUUUACUCUAUCCCCGGUAUUAGUCACAUUGCCUCUGGUUUAGGAGCUCCUAUGGCCACCCACAAACCAAGGUUAGAUCCCAAUUUCACCGGUGAAGCUAAGAUUUUGGUGGAGGUUGAGUUGAGCAAAGCGUUUCUUCCAAAAAUUGCUGCUAAUGAUGAAAAUGGGUUUAUCUCCAUGGUUGAUGUGGAAUAUGCUUGGCUGCCCUCUAAAUGCACUAGAUGUGACGAACUUGGACACAAGGUAAAGAGGUGCUUAAAAGCUGUAAGCAAAGUAGUUGAUAACAAAGCAACUGAGACACACUCGAAGGUCACCACUGUGGUCACGGCAGCCACAAUCCCCAAAUCUGUUCAAAUUAACUCAACUCCUAAUGCAGGCGUCGAGGUAACUACUUCUAACAGCCUUGUCAACAUAAGUAAUGAAUCAAAUUUUGUUGAUCCAACAUCAGAUGAUCUCAUUUCGAUGGCUACAAUCUCAAUUCUUGAGAGUAUGUCCGCCUCUAUAGCACAUCCUCCUACUAUUAUCACCAUUAAUGACACUGUUGAGACUCCUACGGCGGAGACUCCAAUUAUCACCAUCAGCGACACUAUUGAGACUCCUAUGGUGGAGUCUGCUCAGAUUUUACAAGAUAUCGCUACUACUAUUGCUCAAGAUCACUCUACUAGUCAAAAGGAAAGUAGUACAUUAGUUGAGCCUGAUUUGGGUUCUAACAAGUUUGCCUCGUUGGCCUCUCCGGAAGAAGAAGAGGUUUCAAUGUAUUCAGACGAUGAUUUGGAUGCACUGGAUCUUACAACACCUUAUGGAAAGAGAAUCCUCCGAGACAGGCCAGUUAAACCAUCAACAAAGGCAAAGGAGAUGCAUUGGCAAAUAAUGGGUCGUGGACGUGGAAACGGAGGACGUGGAAACCGAGGUGGACGUGGCUAG
Messenger RNA from Microthlaspi erraticum, 1956 nucleotides. The record is from the annotation of a GenBank genome assembly. Lineage: Eukaryota; Viridiplantae; Streptophyta; Magnoliopsida; Brassicales; Brassicaceae.